Molecule: messenger RNA, 2766 nt
Organism: Trichoplax adhaerens
Lineage: Eukaryota; Metazoa; Placozoa; Uniplacotomia; Trichoplacea; Trichoplacidae
Exons: 11
Coding region: 1-2766 (921 amino acids)
Source: RefSeq, a predicted model, not a curated record
AUGAGAUUUAGGCCAAUAAUCUACCUAAGUGUGUACGCAUGUUUGAUUCUUAUCCUAAGUCACCAGUCACGAUGUAUUGUGACCAUUAAGGAGAAUGGAUACGCAGGUGUUGUUGUAGCUAUAUCAGAAAACAUUGUUGAGAGUGAUUAUCCGACAUUAGUGUCAGAUUUGAUACAAAAUUUUAUUAAUGCUUCCAGUUAUUUAUAUACAGCUACUCGAAACAGAGCAUUUUUUAAAAAUGUUACAAUUUUGAUACCUGCGACGUGGCAAGAUAAGGUUACGUAUCAAGCAGCUACAAGUCAAUCAUUUGACUCCGCAGAUUUUCGUAUCGAUUUAGUCCCUGGUCACACAAGAGCGACAACAGUUGGAGUUCCGGGAUGCGGAAUGAGUGGGCAGUAUAUUUUAAUUCCACCACAGCGAUUUCAACAAGUGAAAGCACCUCCAUAUCGAAUGAUAGUUCAUGAAUGGGCUCACUACCGCUAUGGAGUUUUCGAUGAAUAUGCGGUAUCCCCAAGUCAGCUGGGAUUUAUUGAUGGCCAAGGUAAUAUUAAUGAGAACAAAUGUACGGCGCAAAUUGAAGGAGGGAUCAUCGAUAUAAUUACCGGAAAAAAAUGUAAUUAUCCGUACGGGUCUAAUUGCGUUUAUUCUGUUACCAAUGGCAAAGGUUCAAAAGGAUCAAUUAUGUUCGAUCAAAAUAUCGAUUCGGUCAAUACUUUUUGCGAUACUGACAAUUCCAAUCCAUUGACUUACCAUAACGCCUUUGCUUUGAAUAAUCAAAAUUUAUAUUGCCUCUUCCAAAGUACGUGGACAGUGAUAAUGCGUCACCAAGAUUUCACGAAUAACAAUAAUCCGGCUAGACAAAUCGAUAUCACUGUACCAAAUAUUAGAAUAGUACGUCGAAAGGAUAUCCGUACUGUUUUGGUUUUGGAUACUUCCGGCAGCAUGCAGGGUGUGCGCUUACAACAAAUGCGACUAGCGACCACUAAUUUUAUAUUAAAUUCAGCAGUCGAGGGCGAAUUCUUAGGCAUUGUUUCCUUUAAUUCAAGAACCACAAUAAUGAGCUCGUUAACUAAAAUUGUCGAUCAAAAUGUCAAAAAUAAUUUAAUUGCUCAAAUUCCAAGUGCAGCCGUCGGCUUAACAUCAGUUGGUGGUGGAUUACUAUCGGCUCUAAAUAUGUUGAAGAGUUCAGUAAAUCAAUCAUUUCCAUGUGGUGGUAGAAUGAUUGUCUUGAGUGAUGGAGAAGAGAACGUGGGGCCAUACAUUAGUUCGGUUAUCAACGAUUUAGUUUCUAAUCAAAUUAUCGUACACACCGUAUCAUUAGGCUCCUCCGCUUCUGAAAGACUGCAAAAUGUCUCCUAUUCUACUGGUGGAAAAGCGAUUUACGCUCCAUCAGGAGAUAUUGCAACCCUUAACAGCGCUUUUUUGUCGAUAUCACAGCAAAAUGCUGCUGGUGAUGGAUCACAGGCGGAAAAUAUUUUGCAGGCAAGUUUUGAAAUAAUGGUUCAAAGCGAAAGCUUACAACUUUCUGCCUUUGGAAUUUAUUACGGAAAUGUUUACAUCGAUGAGUCUAUUGGAAACGAUACCGCUAUCACUAUUCUAUGGGAUGUUCAGCCAACUACUUUAGUCGUUACAUCACCUAGUGGUGAUGAUUAUAAUACAUCAUCACAGACUGGAAUUUGGCGUUAUAAAAUUCAAGCCGGCGGAAACCAAAAGCGUUCAAUUCAAACUAUUGCAAUUUCGGUUACAAGCCGGCCAUCGACAUCUAGCAAAUCUAGCAAUCCAUUAACUAGCCCUGUUACAGCGAGCAUUAAAAUUGAUCAAGCAAGUAUCACUUACCCACAACCGGUAUUGAUCAGUGUUAACGUUCAGAAAAAUUAUUUUGCAGUAUUAAAUGCAUCGGUUUAUGUAAGUAUUAUCCCACCUAGCAAGACGACAUCCGAAGUAAUUACAUUAAAUGAUCAAGGAGCAGGCGCCGAUUUAGUUAAAAAUGAUGGGAUCUAUUCUGGCUACUACACUAAUUUUAUUAGUAAUGGCCGUUACAGUGUCCAAGCUCGAGUUAACGCUAGCCAAGAUCAAGCUUAUAUUCUGACGGCUCAGCUAAUCGGAAUUCAGGAUAAUCAAGAUGGCAGCAAUACAACUUCAAAUCAAUUGAUUCAUUUACCUUCUUUUACACGAGUUACGUCCGGUAAUCUAUUUCAAGUCACUAAUUAUGUUCAAGGUAUAGAUAAGAUUCCACCUGCGAGAGUUCACGAUUUGCAAGCGAAUACGGCCAAUGUAAUCAAUUUUACUAUGUUAUUAACUUGGACAGCGCCUGGAGAUAAUAUGGAUACUGGUCGAGCUUCAAGAUAUGAAAUUCGCUAUAGUCUGAAUUAUACUAUUUUUACCAGUAACUUUUCUUCCGGCCAGCUGGUUACUUCGGAUUUUAUCGUGAACAGUGGCAAUUCAAUGCGUCCUCGUCUACCUGGUAUUUUGGAAGAAUUACAAGUUGCUAUACCUAAUGCGAAAGUUAAUGAAACGUAUUCAUUUGCCUUGAUAACAUACGAUAACAGUGCCAACGUAGCCCAAGUCUCUAAUUAUGCCCUUGCUACAUUUACUAAAAUCACAACUCCGCCGCAAAUUAAUUCUGACCUUAUCAUUAAUAUUAGUGUUGGUAUAGGAUGUGGCAUAGUAGGGAUUAUUUUGUUAACUGUUAUUGGCAUUUUUCUAGUUCGAAAGUAUUCUACGGGAAAAUCAACUAAAAUUGCCGUAAUUAGCCUUCAGGCCUAA